CAUCUUCUUGCUCAAUCAUGCUAAUCGAGAAUUAGAUUUACAUCCAUCCUCAAAAGUAUGGUUGCAGCAAAAAGCGCAAAAUCGCGUUCUCAAAUAACAAAGGAUUUUGAUAAACGCAAAACGAAAUUAGGAAAAGGUAAACAGGCAACCAACAAUGCAACAAAUACUUCAUUCAAAGCUCGUUCAAUCGCUUUACCACAACAGAGUAUCGGUCGUGAACGUGAAAAUACUCUCGUAACAAGAAGGAAAUUAAAUCUUGAAGAUUUAUUAGGUCAAUUAAGACAUCCUACCGCCAACGUUCGUCGAGAUGCACUUAAUGGCUUACUCGAAUUACUGCAAGAUGAAAGAUCUCUCAACAUUCUGAUACCCUCUAGGAUUGUGGGAAAUGUGGUAAGACUACUUUCAGAUGAUGAUGUCGGCGUACGGAACGCUUUGCUGCAAUUUUGGACUGCGUACACCACCAAAUUGACUGCCAAACGUUUGAUUCCUUAUACAUCCAUCGUCGUUUUGCACAUCACAUCAUCAAUGUCUCACAUCUUUCCCGAUAUUCGAAUUGACGCUGUCAAAUUUCUCAAUAUCUCUCUAACGGCGUUUGGACAAUGUAUGGUAAUUGGCUGGGAGAAUUUUGCAAACUCCAUUUCUGAUGUCGGUCAGGCACAAAAGGUGGAUCAAAGUUACGGUGCUAGGCUUUUGAAGUGUUACUUUACUCAAUUAGGAAUACCCCUUACCCCUACAAUCGAUGCAAUGGGAGUGAGAAAGGACUCUGAUGCUUUAUCGAAUGCAAGAGCAUCCAUUCUCUCGACGGAUCUAUCGAAUCAUGCGCUGUUGGUUAUCCUCUCUAGCUUGGAUCGUUUCCUAGAAUUCGCCUUACAAGAAAUCUCUUCAACCCGAUCUUUGAAAGUCACAAGCUCACCAGACAAGAUAACAAAUGGAUCCGAUAAAGCAGAUAUCGGAGUUAAUGUCUAUCCAAGCUGCUUGAUCGUAUCAACCUUGAGCGAUGAAGCAGAACAGAAUUCGUUCUUACAAACUUUAUCUCCUUCUGGCUCGACCUUUGAGAAGAAGACACGCACGUCGACUUGUGGAAAUUCAGAAGCUCUAUUCGCAGAAACAUAUGAUUUGUUUGAAGAUUUCAACGCUCGUGACUCCUUCUACUCAGUCGCCCAUUCAUUCCACAAUUUCGAAGUAAUAGGAUCACCCGGAAAGGGUCUGCUUGACACUCAUAUAUCCUUGUCAAGUCUUGAGCCAUCUACAGGCUUUGAAGCUCGACAAAAGAUCUUUUGUUCUCUCGUUCCGUUGUUACAAACUUGCUUUCUGGACGCUGUCCCAUUCAUCCUUGAGCAGCGUCUGACAUCCAGCACGAUGGAGAAGGAUAGCAGCAAAAGUACUAGCUUUCGCAUCGUCAAGCUGGUUGUCUCUAUCUCUCUUCAACUUUGGCGUGGACUGCGUCGUGCUGACCAUACAUCGCACUCAAAUUUAUCAAAGCUCCUCAAUCGCAUAGCGGCCCAUUUCCCAUUUGGAUCCACAGAGACGAGUGAAUCACAAGAAGCCUGGCUGGAUACAAAUCUAUCAUUUUGCGAGCUGCACGGUCUUUUUUCUUCAUUGGCAAGUGGCAAAGACGCUCAAUGCAAAUCUCAUGUUGACCUGAUCUAUGGAUACAUACAGCAUUUGUUCGAAUCUGAAAAGACGGUGCUGUACGGCUCAAGAUUUGUUGCGAUCUUGCCAACCGUUUGGUUGCUACUAGGAAGGGUUGAUGAUGGCAGAUCUACAGAAUUGAUAAGCGGUCUUAUAGAUCAUUGGCAUUCCAUUCCUUUGGGCGAUCAUUUCACAAGACGAUUAUCGACGAGAUUUUUAGGUCAUCUAUUGAUACUGCCAACUUUCUCAUCGUAUAAUGGUCGCUACGACGUUUUGCAAGAUGAGAAUUGUCGAUCGAAGCUGAUUAAAUGGUUAUCUGUAUCUUUGCCGAAACGUUUAUGGGAAUUAAACACAAGAGAACCAAUCGAAAGUGACGAAAUUCUGGAAUUGUGGAGACAAGUGUCUGUGAGGUAUGGUGAUUCUGCUAACAAUAAAUUGACCCAAUCCGAUAUCAAAGCACUCACAAAGCCUUUCUGCGCAUUCUUUUGUACGGAACAUACCAAAUACGGCAAAAUUGAUGGCCCUUUCAUUCGUCUUCCGGUAGACGUCCAAAAGCGUGCUUUAGGGGUAAUGCACAGUUUGCCUUUUGAUCAACAACUCUUUUCUGCCGUUCAAUCGGUAAUGAAGGCUUGAUUGCAUGUAUAAUUGUAUUAUUACGAAACUUGUACAAAUACAGAUGUACUUCUAUAUUUCAGUCCAUCAAAAUAAUCCUCGUUGA
Meira miltonrushii is the source of this 2350-nucleotide messenger RNA. RefSeq lists its product as uncharacterized. The transcript has 2 exons. Gene Ontology annotation, biological process: rRNA processing. The record is from RefSeq and is a predicted model, not a curated record. Gene Ontology annotation, cellular component: nucleus. Lineage: Eukaryota; Fungi; Basidiomycota; Exobasidiomycetes; Exobasidiales; Brachybasidiaceae. Bases 58 to 2265 code for a protein of 735 amino acids.